Messenger RNA from Peronospora farinosa, 882 nucleotides. The record is from the annotation of a GenBank genome assembly. NCBI's taxonomy places the organism in Eukaryota, Oomycota, Peronosporomycetes, Peronosporales, Peronosporaceae.
AUGGGUAAAUCCGGCUCUGGCAAAACUUCGAUGCGUUCCAUUAUCUUUGCCAAUUAUUUGGCACGUGAUACGAUGCGUCUGGGACCUACGUUGGAUGUGGAGCACUCACAUGUGCGUUUCCUCGGUAAUUUGGUCCUGAAUCUGUGGGAUUGCGGCGGCCAAGAUGCUUUUUAUGAAAACUAUUUCGAGAGUCAGCGUGACCAUAUUUUCCGUAGUGUGGAGCUGUUAAUUUACGUGUUUGACAUUGAGAGCCGUGAAAUUGACAAAGAUAUGGCUCAUUUUGAUGGCUGUUUGGAGGCCAUUGAUCAGAACUCGAGCAAUGCAAAGGUGUUUGUGCUGAUCCACAAGAUGGAUCUCGUGCCUGAGGACCAACGUGAGCGUGUCUUUAAUCAAAAAAAGGAAACUAUCUUGGAGAGGACAGGUCAGCUUCCGACAGUGUGCUUUGGCACGUCCAUCUGGGACGAAACGCUGUACCGUGCAUGGUCAUCUAUCGUGUACUCGCUGAUCCCGAACAUGCAGGACCUAGAGAAGCACCUGAACAACUUCUGCUCUAUCUGCAGCGCGGACGAGGUGGUGCUGUUUGAGCGUGCGACGUUCCUUGUGAUCUCCCACGCCACGCACACAAACCACCGCGAUAUCCACCGUUUUGAGAAGAUCAGCAACAUUAUCAAGCAGUUCAAGCUGAGCUGCAGCAAGACACAGGCGCAGUUUCAGGGCAUGGAGGUUCGUAAUUCAAACUUUACGGCCUUCAUUGAUUUCUUUACCGCCAAUACGUACAUCAUGAUUAUCAUGUCCGACGACUCGAUCCAACCGGCGACGAUCCAGCUAAACAUUAAAGCAGCCCGCCCCGUGUUUGAGGAGCACGUGCAGCAGACGAGCUAA